GCACCUAUGUCUAUGCAAUUAAUAAUUUGACUUAUAUAAUGUAUAAGAAUACUACUUAUUAUAUUUUUUUUUAAUCAUGAACUUUACUUACUUGGAAACUACGCUAAUAACGUUAAUAUACGAAAAUGUUCUCGUUUGAUACUCUUUAAAUUUUCGAUGUAAUACGAUUACUUAAUUAAAAAUUAUAAUCUGCCAAAUGUAAUUAAAAUAAAAACAAUAUCUAACAGUAUUAAUAGUAAUGACUGUUGCAUUCUAUAAAGUUGUUAAUUCCAUGGGUAAUCAUGGAGGAAAUAAAUGUGAAACUGCCAUCUGAAAUGGUAACAACAUAUUUUUGUUUCAUUUUGGAACACUAGCAGCAUUUUAGAUAUCCCUGAUUAUAAUGUGUUGACGAAUUUCAUAACAACAACAAGAAACUCAUACCAGUAUACCGGAACACUUAGCCGGUUAUUAAAAAAUAAUUAAGUAAUCUAUGCAUAUAAUUUUUACGCAGUUUUCUCUAAUAACUUAUACUCUAUUACAGAUCCAUUUCAAUUAUAGAAUCAACGCAAUCAAAAUUCAUAUAUUAUGUUUAGAAAAACAGUAACUAUACUACAGUUCAAAACCACAACAAUGUCAUUGAAUCGAUCCAAAUCUGUUAUUUCAAAACUCAACAGAAGUGUUAAAUAUUUGAAGGUUUGGGGAUUAAGUGGUAUGGCAUACGGUGUCACGGGAUUCGUCAUUUUGUGUUAUAUGACAGAAUGGCGUACUGUGCUUCAGUAUGUACCUUACUAUAACGGCAAAUAUGCUCAAAUAACAGAGAAAGAAAGACUAGAUGAUAUUCAAACAGAAGCUGAAAACAAAGAAAGACAUGAAAAUGCCACCCAAGGCUAUGAAAGGAUGAAAGAAGAAAAACAGCAAAAAGAAAAUAACUCUCGAAUCAAAUAAUCCAUUUUAUUAAUAAUAAUAUCAAUAUUAGCGUUUAUUAUUAAUUAAUCACUAAAAUUGUUUUGAAACUAUUUCAAGUAAUAUUUUUUACCUAUUAUAAUUUUUAUAAUAAUUUAAGGUUUUUUUUUAAUAUUAUUAUUUGCUUAAAAUAUACGAACUACUAUUUAUAUUAAUACAAUGAAUGAACUGAUAAAACUAUUUUUGAAGUCAAUAGAAGACAAAAACCAGAAUCUAUAAUGGAGGGCAAUUGUUUUAAUCUAAUACUAAUUAUUGACAUUUUUUAUUUUAUACAAAUGGCAUUGGUGCAAAACCUAUGAAUUCGUUGUGUUAGCCUAUAAUUAUUUCCUUGAUCUUGUUUUAAGGCUAGUAUUUUAUAUUUAAAAGUACUUUAACAAUUCAAACAUUAUAUUGUUUUUAAUACAUACAG
This is a messenger RNA of Daktulosphaira vitifoliae (grape phylloxera), 1351 nucleotides long. RefSeq lists its product as uncharacterized. NCBI's taxonomy places the organism in Eukaryota, Metazoa, Arthropoda, Insecta, Hemiptera, Phylloxeridae. The transcript has 2 exons. The record is from RefSeq and is a predicted model, not a curated record. Bases 565 to 924 code for a protein of 119 amino acids. Gene Ontology annotation, cellular component: mitochondrial inner membrane. Gene Ontology annotation, biological process: mitochondrial electron transport, ubiquinol to cytochrome c.